Molecule: messenger RNA, 1731 nt
Organism: Salpingoeca rosetta
Lineage: Eukaryota; Choanoflagellata; Craspedida; Salpingoecidae
Exons: 2
Coding region: 1-1731 (576 amino acids)
Source: RefSeq, a predicted model, not a curated record
AUGAACGAGGGGAGCGCGGCAGAACAAGUGGGUGCUGUGGCGUCUGUUGUUCUUGUGCGCGAGAGCAUUCGAGGCGUCUCCACAACGCUCAACCGCACGAACUUUCAUCACAGCUGCAUGCAGUAUGCAGGAUGCAACAUCAACAACUGCCUUGCCGGCGUGCUGCUGAACAGCGAGCUAACACACCCAACGCAGCAACAGACGUUGCAGACGUUGCCGGACACGGUGCUUUCACUUCAGGCGGCCCUGCGCGUGCUGGAUGGCGUGGAUGCUGCUGCCAUCACCAGCACGCGAUUGGGCAUGUACCUGACAGCGUAUGUGUACUGCAGGCGACGCGAGUGGAAUGUGUUUGCGCUGGGUCUGGCCAGCCACCGCACCACGCUCGGCGGCGGCAGCAGCGGCGGGCGAUCACGGGCGCCGCAUCGUCUGCAUGUGCACGUGAACAUGCACGCGCCCGUUGUUGUCGACCACCGCGCGGGCGCACAGGUCAACCGACGGCUGUGCUCGCUGCAGCACCGGGCGCUGGUCCGCUUCAUAUCCGACGCCAUCCAACGACGGGCAGGGGCAGUCCCUGAUCGUGUUGGUGCUACUGUUGGCGUUGCUGCUGGUGGUGGUGGUGGUACUGUUGGUGGUGCUGUUGGUGGUGGUGGUAAUUGCGGUGCGACGACUGGUGGUGGUGAUGUUUAUGUGGAGGUGUCGCUGUCGGUGUCCGUUGCUGACCCAGAACACGCCACGGUCAGCACGGUCGACUGCGCAGCUGUUUCGGUGCAUGGAGACGCUGGGAAAGAAGGCAGUUUUGGUGUUGCCGGCGGGGAUGUGAUGAGCGGCAAGCAGAGCGAUGAGCAGGGCGAUGCUAGGAGCGGUGGUAGCCGAAGCAACAACGACAAUAGCAGUCGCAACACCACCACCACCACCAACAACAACAACACCAUCAACAACAACAACGACGACAGUGGUGGCAGUGCGAGCGCUUCAGGGCUGUUGCCGGCCCGGUUUCUGGUGUUGCUGGAGGACCUGCUUAAGUGCGGGCUGCGGCGGGCGUGCCGCGAUGUGCUGGUGCAACACGCGACGUCGCUGGUGCAGCACCCGGCACUGCUGGCUGGCGCGGCGUUGCUGGCCACGUUUGCGUCCCUCCACCCGCAUGUGUAUGCAAAGCGGUGGCGCGGGCUGGCUGGGCUCGUGCACACGUGCGCAAGUUCGGAGCACACAGGCGUCUACGGGAGGGAGAUGGCGCAGGGCAGGAAGCUGUAUCACGACCGCAAACCGCUCGACCACACCCAGCUCGACAGCAUCACCAACACCAGCACGAACAACAACAACAACAACAACAGCAACCAUGACAGCAGCAACCGCAGCAGUGUGCAUCCUGGCCAUGACCUGGACGUGGUGUGGGUGACGCACAAGGUGGUUGACGGGUAUGCGCUGCGCACGCUGUGCCAUUUCCCAGAUGCCUUUCCCUGCCAUGAUGAGGCAUGGCUGCACUUGUGCCAAGAACUUCUGCAGGCCACGGACAAGCGCCGCAAGCAGCAGCGCCAGCAAGAGGAAAGGCAAGAGGAGGGACGUGGCCUUGGCGAUGGUGCUGAAGCAGUGGCAGCAACGGCAACGCCAACACUGCAGGGAGGCCUGCAGGGAGGUGGUGGAAAACACAGCCCUCGAGCGAAGAACGCCGCCAGUGACGCUGGUCAUGCCAAAGGAAACCCGUUUGCCCUGCUGCUGCUGCCAGAUGAAUGA